AUGCGCCUAGUCGCUAUCAUUCUUACUUUAGUUGCCGCCAGUAGGGCGGCAACGUUUUCGAAGAGAGCUGCAGGAGGUUGUGAAACUCAAGCUGAUGUUACAUUCGUGCUUGAUUCGUCCGACGUCGUCGGAAAAGACAAUUUCGACAAGGAGUUGGGGUUUAUAGCCGACACAGUGUCGCAAAUGGACACGUCACCCGGUAAAACUAAAGUAAGUAUAGUGACGUACAGCUCCGGGGUGUACAACCAGUUCUUCUUGAAGGAGAACCCGACCAGAAAUGAGAUUAUGCACAUCCCAUUUAGGGGUGGACGAACUCAUACGGCGGAUGCUAUUCGUUAUGUCACCCAAACAUCAUUCAACCCAGUUCAUGGGGCGCGAAAUAAUGUGCCUCAUAUAGCUGUUUUGGUGACGAAUAGUCCGUCUUCGUCCAAGCAAAUCACUAAGAUUGAAGCUCAGUCGGCGAAGGAUAAUAACAUCAUCAUGUACUCAGUUGGCGUCGGCAGUGGCGUCGACAAGGACGAGUUACAAGCCGUCGCCAGUGAUCCCGACUCUCGUUACUUCAUACAAACACAGAAUUAUGGUGCUCUCGGAACGGUCUCUGGAUCUCUAGCCACCAAACUCUGCAAUGAGCUCCCAAUUACAACAGCUGCUUUACCAGCACCGACAAGUUGUCUACACAAAGCAGACCUGGCAUUUCUGAUCGACUCAUCAACGAGUGUUGGGCCGGGAAAUUUCCAGAAAAUGGAAAACUUCCUAAAGCAGUCCAUCUCCAAAUUGGACCUCGGUCCCGACAAAGUACAUGUUGGUGUGAUGCAGUACAGUAGCUACCCAAAUAUGGCGUUUCCUUUAAACAUGUACACUGAUCGAAUAGACGCUCUCAAAGCCGUGGAAAACAUCAAUUAUAUGUCUGGAGGUACUAACACAGCGGACGCCAUUAAAUACAUGCGCGAACAGAUGUUCUCAUUGAACAGUGGCGCACGUGGAAAUGUUCCUCGUAUUGCCAUCGUAGUAACUGAUGGUGGUUCUAUCAACAGUGCGUCCACAACAUACCAAGCUGAUCAGGCAAGACAAACCAAUAAUAUUGGCCUUAUCGCCGUUGGAGUGGGAAACAACGUCAACAAAAAUGAACUUGAUAAUAUUGCUAACAGUCCGGCAUCACAAAACGUUAUCACAGUUGGCAGUUAUGACCAGCUGGACCAGAUCGUUGACCAGCUGUUGGCCAAGACAUGCUCAAUUAGUCCUACCGUGAAACCUAUGGUUACAGCUGCUCCAGGUGGUACCCUCCCACCAGAUACAUGCGUUGAUAAAGAAUCCAAUUGUGCAGGCUACGGCAAGAAAGUGUGUACUGAUUACGCACCCUGGGCCCAGGACCACUGCGCUCGCUUCUGCGGCGUUUGUCAACCUAUGUACACGACCCCUGCCGCUUGUCAAGACUCCCUGGCAACCUGUUCAUCCUACGGACUUUCUGCCUGUACACAGUUCCCAGAAUGGGCUAAUGCGAACUGCCAGCUUUUCUGUGGAUUAUGUACAGGAACUUUGAGUUCCAGUGGAUUCUAUGGUAAAUGUUCCUACAAGGGCCAGUCAUAUCAAACCGGUGCCAAGUGGUCCGACGCCUGUGACUAUGAUUGUAUCUGUGAGGAUGGAAACACUGGUCGUUAUAAGUGCUUCAACAAAUGCCCAUUGUACCAUGGUCUGCCUAAAGAUUGCACUCUGAUUAAAAAGGAUGGAGAAUGCUGUUUACAACCUGUAUGUAACUUCCAUCAAACAAUACAGAAAUUUGAAAGCACAGGAAAAGGACAGACAGCAUCAGGAAUAAAGGUCUGUGUCGCCAGUGGUAAACAGUAUUUCCAAGGUCAGACGUGGGAGGAUGGCUGUUCAAAACAAUGUGUGUGUGCUAAUGCUACAGAGGGACUUUACACCUGUGAUGCCAUAUGCCCAUCCUAUAACAACAUUCCAUCUAACUGCCAUCUGGACCAGAAACCUGGUGAUUGUUGUCAGAAACCAAUCUGCGAGUAUGACCAACAGCAUGGAAGUUUCACUGGAGUUGGCACAGUCAGUGGACAAGGACUAGGAGCCAACCCAACAACUCCACUACCUUGUAUUGAUCGUAUAAAUACAUGCGCUCAGUAUGGAAAAGAUGUUUGUACCAAUUUCCGAGACUGGUCCACGGACAACUGCAGGAAGUUCUGUGGUAUUUGUGGUGGAGAGCCAACCCCUAAUUCACAAGACAAAUGUGUAUAUCAUGGUCAGUCCUAUGGACAGGGCCAGUCUUGGACCAUUGGUUGUGACACACAGUGUACUUGUGAGAAUGCUGUGUAUGGCUACUACAGAUGUGACAACACUUGUCCAAAAUACAACAAUCUACCUGCCGGCUGUUACGAGAGCAAACAUAACACAGACUGUUGCACCACUGUUCGAUGUGACUCUGGCAACUUCAUAGGUUCUACCACUGAUCCCAACUCCAUUGGGAGUGGAGGUCUGAUUCAUGUCCUUAACCCAACUGGUGGUCAGCAAGUUGUGUCACCUACCCAGCCAUCUGGAGCUACUGUAGCACCUGGAGCUGGAGGCACAGGAUUUGUCGCCCCAACUCUAAAGGGCUGCCUGUUCAAAGGUCAGUUGUAUGUACAGGACCAGACUUGGGAGGAUGGCUGCAGCUAUUCUUGUCAGUGUACAGACAGCACAAAGGGAGUCUAUUCCUGCAGGCCUAAGUGUCCGAUGUACCAGAAUCUUCCAUCGUCAUGCCACAUGGAGACUGAUGCCAAUGACCCAUGUUGCCAGGCACCCAGGUGUCGAUAUGACCCUAUAACAGGAAGUACUUUUAUACCUAUCCCAUCAUUCCAGCCAGCGGUACAAUACCAUGGAUUGGUGAGACCACCAACUGUUGGAGAAUUGUACAACCAAAAUGAAUACACUGGGAGUGUUCUGAUCUUCGGGACUAACCUCACACCUGCCCCACCCACAGAAAGAGCAAACAUCACUGGAGGAAUAGGUCACUGUGUGUAUCGGGGUACACUAUAUAGUCAAGGUCAGACCUGGGAGGAUGGUUGUGACUAUAACUGUGUGUGUGAAGACUCUAGGAGUGGACUGUACAGAUGUAUUGAAAAAUGCAACCACUUCGGAAAUCUGCCACAACCAUACUGCUACCUCAAACAAGAUCCGUCCAAUCCUUGUUGUAAAAUUCCAUAUUGUAACUUUCCAAUCAAUUAUGUAACCAACACUGGAUACAUCAGUACAGCGAAACCUCCGUCUGAUCACUGUGAAUACAAGAAUACCAUCUACAAACAAGGCCAAUCCUGGUUUGAUGGCUGUGAUUACAAAUGUACCUGUGAUGAUGCUCUCUCAGGAGCCUACAGAUGCCUCACAAGAUGUCCUACGUUCAACUCUAUCAAUGCCAGCUGUACAAUGGUACCAGAUCCCAACGACCCUUACUGCUGCAGAAUUCCAAGCUGUCCAGCACAAAACACAACUGGCACUGCCACACAGAUCCCCACCCCAGCACCUACAGGCUACUAUUCAGGCUAUCAGGGUGCCAGCAUUGGAAAAUGUAUAUACAAAGGAGAUAGUUAUGUUCAGGGUGAUACCUGGUCAGAUGGCUGCGAUUAUGAUUGUACAUGUGUGGAAGCAGGCAAGGGACAUUAUGAGUGUACUGACAAGUGCCCCCAAUACCCGGGUCUGCCUUCUAACUGUCGUCUGAUCUCUGACUUUACAAAACCUUGCUGUAAGAGGCCAGUGUGUGAUGGCCAGACAGGGUCAGUAGUCACUGGUGUCAAUCCUGUCAUUGGUGGAACUACAGCGGCACCAAACCCAAUACCAACACUAGCACCCAAUGCUCAAUUCUGUGUUUAUGAGAAUGCUCAGUACGUCCAAGGUCAGGAAUGGGAGGUUGGCUGUCAGUUCAGGUGUAGAUGUGACGAUGCCAGUAGGGGAGUCUAUGUCUGUAAUGAAAGGUGCCCACAAUAUAACAACUUGGGCAGUGAAUGUAGUUUGGUGGCAGACGUUAAUGAUGCCUGUUGCCUUGCACCACGGUGUAUAUUCCCACCAUUGACUGGUAAUGCCACAGGAGGCCUCACUCCAGAUCAGAUCCCUACUGCCGCUCCAGGAGUCAUCAGUGGAAGCAUUAAUAUACCAACACCAGCACCUGUCCCCGGGGGUUCUGCAGUGGCCCCACCUCUUCUUACGUGGUGCGAGUACAAAGGAGCACGGUAUGGUCAAGGCGAGAAGUGGUAUGAUGGCUGCGACUACCAAUGUGAAUGUGUGACAGCAUCAACAGGCAAAUUCAAAUGUGUUGAAAGGUGUCGAAGAUAUUUGAAUCUUCCUGCACAGUGCCGUCUAGUGAAGGAUCCUGCAAACCCUUGUUGUAAGACUCCAGAAUGUGACUUUCAGGGUGUGACUCAAGGCAUCACUAACUUCCCAACCCCUCCUGUUGGCCCGACUUUAGGACCCCCAGGUCCAGGAGUUGGUCCUACUCUUGCACCUGGCCCAGGUUCCUUGCCAACUCCAGCACCAACACCAUUAGAUACAUGUGUGUACAAGGGGAAAAACUACAACCAAGGCCAACAGUGGUAUGAUGGCUGUGACUUUGUAUGUUAUUGUGAAGAUGGAUCAGCUGGUGUCUACAGGUGUAGCGAGAGAUGUGCUGCCUUCCCAAAACUACCUGCCAGUUGCAAACUUGUGCCUGAUCCUCAGGAUCCUUUCUGCUGUGAGGUACCUGAGUGUUCCUUCACUCCUUCAAAUGGCACAUAUUCUGGCUACGGCUACCCAACUGCUGCUCCUGGUGUGAUUACUGGAGGUAGUGUUGUGAAUCCUACACCGAGACCCAACGGCGUGCCCACAGCUCAGCCCAUCCCUGGUGUGUCUACAGUAGCCCCAUCGUUAGGACCUACAUUCAAAGAUGUAUGUGUGUAUAAAGGCCAGCAGUAUACACAGGGCCAGAAGUGGGAAGAUGGCUGUGACUACAACUGUGAAUGUGCUGAUGCCAAGACAGGAUUCUACCAGUGUUCUGAACGAUGCUCAAGGUUUGUGAACCUGCCCGCUGGAUGUACUCUACAGAGGGACUACCUGAACCCAUGUUGUAUGAAACCAUAUUGUGUCCUCAAACCCACACCUAAACCUGCAGUUACUCCAUCCUUAGGACCUGGUCAGACUCCAUCACCCCAGCCCAACACAUCACCUAAUCAAGUGUGUAUAUAUAACGGUGUGCCAUUCACGCAGGGACAGUCCUGGUCGGAUGGGUGCGAGCUGAAGUGUGUAUGUGAAAAUGCCACUACAGGAUACUUCAGAUGUAAUGACAGGUGUCCCCACUACGAUUUGACUCCAGGCUGUACAAUGAUCACUGACCCACGGGACUCGUGUUGUGUAAGACCAUAUUGUGACCCUAGAAUUACACCCACGCCUGCUCCGGCCAUCCCAACUGCCCCAGGAAUCCCCGGACAGACCUACACUCCUCUGCCUGGACAGACCUAUGCACCUGGCCUGUACCCAACACUACCUGGAGGAAUAACCCUUAUGCCUGGCAUGAUGAUUACUCCUGCACCUGGACAGACAUAUGCUCCUGGUUUGUACCCAACCCUUCCAGGUGGUGCCACUCUAGUACCACCAUUAGCCAACACUCCCUAUCCAGGCUAUACAUCUGCACCAAUACCUACUGCUCCCGGAGUACCAGGACAGUUGUAUACACCUGCCCCAGGGAAAACAUAUGCACCAUAUCUGUAUCCAACAGUUUCAGGUGGACAGCCGCUUGUACCUGGAAUGGUUCUCACUCCACAGCCGGGCCAGACCUAUGCUCCUGGACAGACUUUGAUUCCUCCUCGGAUAUACACACCUUAUCCUGGAUUCACAUAUGCUCCACCAAUCCCAACUGCUCCAGGGGUACCUGGACAGACCUACACACCUGCUCCAGGUCUGACGUAUGCACCUUAUUUGUACCCAACAAUUCCAGGCGGACAAACUCUUGUACCAGGCAUGAUCCUGACUCCACUUCCUGGCAAGACCUACGCACCUGGUUUUUACCCAACAUUACCAGGUGGUGCUACCUUAGUACCACCAUUUGCUGGAUACACAUUUGCACCAAUUCCCACGGCACCAGGUGUUCCAGGUCAGACAUACACACCUUCUCCAGGACAAACAUAUGCACCAGGACUUUACCCGACUGUACCAGGUGGACAGACGCUUGUGCCUGGCAUGAUGCUCACCCCACAACCAGGGAAGACAUACGCUCCAGGACUCUAUCCUACGCUUCCUGGUGGAGCAACUCUGGUACCACCAUUGGCAUACACACCAUAUCCAGGAUAUACAUUUAGUCCACCAAUUCCCACUGCUCCUGGUGUUCCAGGACAGACAUACACACCAUCACCAGGUAAAACAUAUUCCCCAUGGCUUUACCCAACUGUACCAGGAGGACAAACCCUUGUACCUGGUAUGAUGCUCACCCCACAGCCGGGCCAGACCUACGCUCCUGGACUCUAUCCAACGCUUCCUGGAGGUGCUACGUUGAUUCCACCUUUUAAAACAACACCUAUUCCUACUGCUCCAGGUGUGCCAGGCCAAACCUACACUCCUGCUCCAGGACAGACCUAUAGCCCAGGACUCUACCCCACCUUACCAGGGGGCAUCACACUUGUCCCAGGCAUGAUGCUUACACCACAACCAGGAAAGACAUUCCCUCCAGGAAUUUUGCCAACUCUACCAGGAGGAGUAACAUUAGUGCCUCCUUUGGCAUAUACACCUUACCCUGGUUACACUUUUGCUCCACCAAUUCCUACUGCACCAGGUAUCCCUGGUCAAACUUACACACCUUCUCCAGGACAAACAUAUGCUCCAGGGCUCUAUCCGACCAUACCAGGUGGACAAACCCUUGUACCUGGCAUGAUGCUCACCCCACAGCCGGGUCAGACCUACGCUCCUGGACUUUAUCCCACCUUACCUGGUGGCGCAACUCUAGUGCCUCCAUAUGCACCUACGCCGUAUCCAGGGUUCACUUAUUUCCCACCUAUACCAACAGCUCCAGGAAUACCAGGACAGACCUACACGCCUUCCCCAGGCAAGACCUUUGCACCUUAUCUAUAUCCAACAGUACCUGGUGGUGAGACACUGAUGCCGGGAAUGAUGUUGACGCCAGAACCAGGUGUAAUGUACCAGCCUGGCCUCUACCCAACACUUCCUGGUGGUGCAACACUUGUACCUCCUCUAGCUAGCACUCCAUACCCUAAAUACACCUAUGCUCCACCUAUACCUACUGCUCCUGGAAUAAUUGGACAGACAUACACCCCAUCACCAGGAAAAACAUAUGCCCCAGGACUCUACCCAACUGUACCAGGAGGACAAACCCUUGUACCUGGUAUGAUGCUUACGCCAAAGCCGGGCCAGACCUAUGCUCCUGGACUCUAUCCAACACUUCCUGGAGGAAAGACCCUAAUACCACCACUUAUGUACACACCUUUCCCAGGAUAUACCUAUGCUCCACCAAUACCAACUGCCCCUGGAAUCCCAGGACAAACAUACACACCUUCACCAGGAAAGACCUAUGGACCUGCAGGAUUCUACCCAACUCUUCCAGGCGGACAAUGGCUUGUUCCAGGCAUGAUCUUGACUCCUGCUCCUGGUCAGACCUACCCUCCUAACCUGUACCCAACAUUACCAGGUGGUGCUACCUUAGUACCACCAUUUGCUGGAUACACAUUUGCACCAAUUCCCACGGCACCAGGUGUUCCAGGUCAGAUUUACACACCUUCUCCAGGACAAACAUAUGCACCAUAUCUUUAUCCAACAGUACCAGGUGGUAUACCACUUGUACCCGGCAUGAUGCUGACUCCACAACCAGGGAAAACGUAUGCCCCAGGACUAUACCCAACACUCCCUGGUGGUGCAACUCUUGUACCACCUAUGGCACAAACUCCAUACCCAGGAUAUACAUAUCCUGCACCAAUACCUACUGCUCCAGGAGUACCAGGACAGUUGUAUACACCUGCCCCAGGGAAAACAUAUGCACCAUAUCUGUAUCCAACAGUAUCAGGUGGACAGUUGCUUGUACCUGGGAUGAUUCUUACUCCACUGCCGGGCCAGACCUAUGGUCCUGGUUUGUAUCCAACCCUUCCAGGUGGUGCCACUCUAGUACCACCAUUAGCCAACACGCCCUAUCCAGGCUACACCAAUGCUCCGAUUCCCACUGCUCCAGGUAUACCAGGACAUACCUACACUCCUUCUCCAGGUAAAACUUAUGCACCAUACUUGUAUCCAACAAUAUCAGGUGGUGAGACCCUUAUGCCAGGAAUGAUUCUGACCCCACAACCUGGUGUUAUGUAUCAGCCAGGCAUGUACCCAACUCUUCCAGGAGGUUUCACACUGGUACCUCCCCUGGCUAACACUCCAUAUCCAGGAUACACAAAUGUACCACCGACACCUGUCGUCACCCCAUCGCCUUAUCCUGUACCCACUGCUGUUCCUGGUAUCUUUGAAGGCAAAGGAGUAAACGGACAAGGAAAGGUGUGUAUGUAUGGAGGUGUAGCAUACCAUCAGGGAGAGAAAUGGCAGGAUGGCUGUGCUUACAAUUGUGAAUGUAUUGAUGAGUCUAUUGGCAGAUACAGGUGUAAAGAAAAGUGUCCUUUGUUCCUCAAUGUACCAAGCUACUGUCGCCUCGUGGUGGACCCUAAUGAUGCCUGCUGUAAGGUUCCUCAGUGUGUGGAGCCCACUCUGCGCCCCACCCCUGCUCCUGAACAGGUCCCUGGUGUAUCUCCCACCCCACAUACUGGACCACAGACCAUUGCACCAACGCUGAAAGAUUUCAUUAUUUGA
Molecule: messenger RNA, 8790 nt
Organism: Ylistrum balloti
Lineage: Eukaryota; Metazoa; Mollusca; Bivalvia; Pectinida; Pectinidae
Product: mucin-2-like
Exons: 37
Coding region: 1-8790 (2929 amino acids)
Molecular function (GO): protein binding
Source: RefSeq, a predicted model, not a curated record